CUGGCGGGCGGCCUGAGAGCGCGCGAGGAGCCGCCGCCGCCGCCGCCGCUCGGGGUCGCCUUGAGCCCCAGAUUCCCCAGCGCUCCGCUCGCAUGGCAACCACCUCGGCGCCCGGCCCCGCAGCCCGCUAGGGGCGGCCCCGCGCUCCGGCCCCUCGGCGGAGCCCGUCGGUUCCGGCCUCGCUCUGCGCCCAGGGGCGCGCCGCCUCCCAGCCGGAGGUGUCCGCACGUCCGUCCGUCCAUCCGUCCGUCCCUCCUGGGGCCGGCGCUGACCAUGCCCAACGGCUGCCGCUGCCUACAUCUCGUGUGCCUGUUGUGCAUCCUGGGGGCACCCGUUCAGCCUGCCCGAGCCGAUGACUGCAGCUCCCACUGUGACCUGGCCCACGGCUGCUGUGCGCCUGACGGCUCCUGCAGGUGUGACCCAGGCUGGGAGGGGCUGCACUGUGAGCGCUGUGUACGGAUGCCUGGUUGCCAGCAUGGUACCUGCCACCAGCCCUGGCAGUGCAUCUGUUACAGUGGCUGGGCGGGCAAGUUCUGUGACAAAGAUGAGCACAUCUGCACCACGCAGACCCCCUGCCUGAACGGAGGCCAGUGCGUAUAUGAUGGCGGUGGCGAGUACCAUUGUAUGUGCCCACCAGGCUUCCAUGGGCAUGACUGUGAGCGCAAGGCUGGACCCUGCGAGCAGGCAGGAUCCCCAUGCCGGAAUGGCGGGCAGUGCCAGGAUGACCAGGGCUUUGCCCUCACUUUCACGUGCCGCUGCUUGGCAGGCUUUGUGGGUGCCCGCUGUGAGGUGAAUGCAGAUGACUGUCUGAUGCGGCCCUGUGCCAACGGCGCCACCUGCCUGGAUGGCAUAAACCGCUUCUCCUGCCUCUGCCCUGAGGGCUUUGCUGGACGCUUCUGCACCAUCAACCUGGAUGACUGUGCCAGCCGCCCAUGCCAGAGAGGAGCCCGCUGUCGGGACCGCGUCCAUGACUUUGACUGUCUCUGCCCCAGUGGCUAUGGUGGCAAGACCUGUGAGCUAGUCUUACCUGUCCCAGAUCCCACCACCACAGCGGGCAUCCCCCUGGGGCCCACCUCGGCUGUGGUGGCACCUGCCACAGGGCCUGUCCCCCACAGUGUGGGGGCUGGUCUGCUGCGCAUCUCAGUGAAAGAGGUGGUGCGGAGGCAGGAGGCCGGGCUAGGUGAGUCUAGCCUGGUGGCCGUGGUGGUAUUUGGGGCCCUCACUGCUGCCCUGGUCCUGUCCACAGUGUUGCUGACCCUGAGGGCCUGGCGCCGAGGUGUUUGCCCUGCUGUGCCCUGUUACUACCCUGCCCCACACUAUGCCCCGGCGUGUCAGGACCAGGAGUGCCAGGUUAGCAUGCUGCCGGCAGGGCUCCCCUUACCCCCUGACCUGCCCCCAGAGCCUGGAAAGACUACUGCACUGUGAUGGACGUGGGGGCUUUCCGGCCCCUCCUUCACCUCCUCCACCCUCAGACUGGAGUGGUCCUUCCUCACCACCCCUCAGCGGGGCACACAGAGGGACCUCUGCCCCACACCAGAAAUAUUAUUUUUUUAGUACACAGAAUGUAAGAUGGGAAUUUUAUCAAAUAAAACUAUGAAAGUGCA
This is a messenger RNA of Manis pentadactyla (Chinese pangolin), 1604 nucleotides long. It is a transcript of the gene DLK2, whose product is annotated as delta like non-canonical Notch ligand 2. Gene Ontology annotation, molecular function: calcium ion binding. Bases 274 to 1425 code for a protein of 383 amino acids. NCBI's taxonomy places the organism in Eukaryota, Metazoa, Chordata, Mammalia, Pholidota, Manidae. The transcript has 6 exons. Gene Ontology annotation, biological process: heterophilic cell-cell adhesion; establishment or maintenance of epithelial cell apical/basal polarity. The record is from RefSeq and is a predicted model, not a curated record. Gene Ontology annotation, cellular component: plasma membrane; protein-containing complex.